Ictidomys tridecemlineatus (thirteen-lined ground squirrel) is the source of this 8494-nucleotide messenger RNA. RefSeq names its product RAB3C, member RAS oncogene family (gene Rab3c). The record is from RefSeq and is a predicted model, not a curated record. Gene Ontology annotation, molecular function: GTP binding; GTPase activity. NCBI's taxonomy places the organism in Eukaryota, Metazoa, Chordata, Mammalia, Rodentia, Sciuridae.
GGGGCUGCCCAGCGCGAUCGCCCCUGACACUUCCUAAGAGACUCUCAGUCCUUUCUCUGCAGCUGCCACUUGAAGACUCCGCGCUUCCCCCACCUAAGGAAAGAAGUUAUCCAUCUAAAUCAGUUGUCCUAUCCACGUCCCUCGUUUCUCUCUCUGGGAGCCGCUUACCCCUAGCUCUUCCAUUGUGUUGUGCCUUUCAGUUUAGCCCCGCUUGCUGCGUAAGACUUUCACUCCGUUUGCUGCAGGGAGAUUUACUCGAGAGUUUCCGAACCUCCAGCUGCAAUGGAGCUCUAUGGAAAGAUGGCCUCCGCCCAAGAUGCCAGAUAUGGUCAGAAAGACUCCUCUGACCAGAACUUUGACUACAUGUUCAAAUUGCUGAUCAUUGGCAAUAGCAGUGUGGGGAAGACAUCUUUUCUGUUCCGUUAUGCGGAUGACUCCUUUACAUCUGCAUUCGUCAGCACAGUUGGGAUCGAUUUCAAAGUAAAAACUGUAUUCAAAAAUGAAAAGAGAAUCAAGCUCCAGAUUUGGGACACAGCUGGCCAGGAAAGAUACAGGACUAUCACCACAGCUUAUUAUCGUGGGGCCAUGGGCUUUAUUUUGAUGUAUGACAUCACAAAUGAAGAGUCCUUCAAUGCAGUGCAAGAUUGGUCAACUCAGAUCAAAACGUACUCUUGGGACAAUGCCCAGGUUAUCCUGGUUGGGAACAAAUGUGACAUGGAAGAUGAGCGGGUCAUUUCAACCGAGAGAGGCCAACAUUUAGGAGAACAGCUUGGGUUUGAGUUUUUUGAAACAAGUGCCAAGGAUAACAUUAAUGUCAAGCAAACAUUUGAGCGCCUCGUGGAUAUCAUCUGUGACAAAAUGUCAGAGAGUUUGGAGACCGAUCCAGCCAUCACUGCCGCAAAGCAGAACACAAGACUCAAGGAAACCCCUCCUCCUCCGCAGCCCAACUGUGGCUGUUAGUGCCCCUCGCACACAGGCAGCUCCAGGGGGCUCUGGUUGCCAAGAAACAGCAUUCAUAAAUGGUCUAUUAGCCUUCACUUAUACUGCCUAAUAAUUAUUUGAAGGAAGUCUUUGAUGUCAAUGGCCCGUUCAUGCAUUCAAAUCUCGGGAGAUUUACUGUGUUAAUAUAUGGCAAAUAUGUGAUCUUAAAUUUGUAAGGACUAUUCAUCUAUAAACAUCUGGUACCUGCAUGUGACUUGUUAUUUACUUGUCUUCAAGUUUCAUUUCUUUUUGUUUUUUUUUUUCAAAUUUCUUCUCAGUUAAGCUACUGCUGGGAUUUCAGACUACCAUUUUAUUACCAUCUGACUUUCGUGCCAUGGAUUCAAACUAUGCUACUCACUUGUAGAGAUGAUGAACAAGGAGUUGCUUGAAUGUGUAUGUGUGAGCAGGGCGAGAUGGCAGGGGACUUAAUUUGCUUUCCUCUUAACUGAAAAUCAAGUGAAAAUUUUACUCUUUAGGGACAAUGUCACAGGUCAAUGUCACGAGAAACAAUGUAUCUAUUUUUCAUUCAUAAUGGAGGAGGCCAUUGACUAUAAGUAAAUUGAAAUAUUGUUUUUAAGGCCAUUACUAAGCCAUUACUAUUAACGUGACUGGAACCAGAUUUAAACAGUUUUAUCAAUUUACAUAUUUAAAUAAGCAUAUAUCCUUCCCCAGGACGGCUCUUUCCACUAAUUCUACCCAACUUUCUGAAUAUUUAGGAGCACUGAGCAGAUGAAAAGGUAUCUACUGGAAGCCAGUUAUGCAGUAAGUGUUUUAACCAAGAAGAGUGUGAGUAGCUAUAGAAUUCCAAGGCCUGAGCUCCCCUACUUCCUUAGAGGCUUGCUCCCCACCACACAUUCCUGUACUACCACCACCACCACCACAACUCUCUGGAACCAUCAACAUUUGGAGUAGAAGUUAGGUUGAACCUUGUUAGUGCUCCUAUUCCUGUAGGAUAUAGAGUUGCUUCCCCAAUCGUUGCCUUCUGCUCAGACCUCAGCUAUGUUCUUCUAUCUAUAUAGAAGCUGUUGAGUAGCGUUUCAAUGGGUCCUAAGUUGAGGAAGGACUGAUUUCCUCUUGACUGUUUUUUAAUCUGGGUGUUUGUAAUUCUAAAGCAUACCCCCAUUGUGUAAGUCUUUAAACAUGCUUACUUUGCUUAGAGAACACUCUGUAGCUGAAAGUUCCAGGAAACUUUUGGAUCUACAGCAAUUUGAAAAAGGAAAGAAAUCAUUUGAACAUCCAGACUUUUACCCCAGAUUUUCUGAAACCAAUGUAUAAAUUACAGACAACAGAUUCCAGUGUUGUGUGGAACCCUGUUGAGGAACUUGGCAUUGUGUCAAAGUCCAGUACUAUUUACAGUUAGGAAUUGGGGAGGGCAGGGAUCAGUGCUUGACAGAUUCUGAAAGACACUUCCAUUAGGUUGACUUUCUCUUUUUUAGGGGGUUGUGUUAAGGAUUUUUUAAAAUCUUUUUUUCAAAAACAGAGAAAUGAAAAUAUUGGGUGCAGAUUUAUUGGUUAAGGGUACUGAUAGGAAAAUAUGCAUGUAUCGAAAGAUAUCUCUGGAGAAUAAAUGCCUACAAGUCAGGGAACUAAGUCACACACAUUAUCAGUAACUUAAAAGGUAAAAAAUAAUGGAAAAGAGCAUUUGGGGUUUUAUCCAUGCUCUUUUUUUUAAUCUUUCUUGGUUUCAGUUCCACUAAUUGGUAAUAAAUUUCCACUCUCACAUUCUGUAAGAGUGAAGACAAGAAAACAUUAAUAUUUUAUUAGAUUUUAAUGGGGAAGCCUAAAGCAAGUGUUCACUUACACAGUGUCAAACAUUCCAAAGUUGGAACACUGUCCCAGUCAGGAGAGAGCAAUGCAAUAGUACCCCUGGUGUUCUUGCCAAGGUUUAUCCCACAAUUUCUAUCUUCGAAACCCUAAUGGAAGUGAAGAGUUCUGCAUUUAUUCUUAAUUCUGUAAUUGCCACCCUGUUGUGAAUUUCAUUGCAAAUAAUUCAAUGAAAAUUUUCUACAAAAAAAUGUUACAGAACUCAAAAAAGGAAUACCCAUAUCCCUGCUGUAACACAUGCCAAGAGGAGUGAAUAUUCUCUAUUCCUAAUCUCAUCAAGAUAUCCUGGUUUUUAAAAUCAAAUUUGGCAGAUAGAACAACAACCCAGGGUUAACUUGGUGAGCUUCUAUUGAUAUCAAGCUAUACUGUUUAUUAUUAUAGUUCUAUAGUGGUUUUUCAACCAUUUGGCCACUACACAUAUGUACACACAUACUCACAUGCUAUACCUACAUCUGCCAACAGCCCAAAUAUCUACAAGUCAUUUUUACCAAUGCCUAAUCAAAUUUUUACCUUGCAUAAUUAAAUUUAUACUUAAAAGAACAGGGCAUCUUUAAAAGUAUGCACUUGUGUUAGUUUGUAAACCUUAGACAUCUUCUCUUUUCAUCUUUGAGGCAAUUAAAUUAGUAUUUCAAGUCUAAAUUUCUCUUCCUUUGUUCAUCACUUGGCCAUUCUCCACACCUCAAAAUACAGUUAGGAAUAACUCUCAAUUGCUUCAGGAAGAUGUGCUUCUAAGAGCAUUGGUGUUGUACAUCCCUUUAUUUUCCUAAUACAGUUAAGAAAUUGGACUGGAAAUUAUUUCAUUUAAAAUUAACCAUCCCUGGAGUGAAUCUGCAUUUCAGCCUUUCAGAAGAUGAAUGGAAGGUGUAGGAGGUUUCCUAAGUCCUGUGAUGCUGUUUAACCAUUAGCAUCACAUCUACAGACUGAUUAGAAUUACUUCAGGAUGGUGAGUCAGUUCCUGGAGGCUACCACCACCCCUAUGGACAACUACUACUGGCCUGAUGAACUUCUAAUGAUUAAAAGACAUAACUCCUCCUUAGGGUCAGUUGAGAGUCAAUAUUCCUUUGAUGCCUAGUAUAUAAGUUCUAGGAUUUUUAUUUGGAAAACAAACUUUGAUGAUGCCCUUCAGUUUUAUCAGAAAGGUGCAGCAUGUGAUGAUAUAUGUGAAAUAUAAAUUACAAAAUUACAACUUACACAAUUUAAGACAAAUAUAUAUUUCACCUAAUUAAUGCCUACCCAGAUUAAUUAUAUACAUUUUGUUGAUUUAGCACAUUAGAUAUUUUUUAUGUGACAGAUUAAACUUGCAAUUUUAACUACACUAUGAUGACAGAUUUUCAGGUAUACAGUUCUUUUUUUUUAAAGGUAAUGCAUUCCACUAUUAACUAAACUUUCAUAAAACAACAUUAAUAUUGGACUGUCAUAGUUGAUAAUCAGUGGUUCAUUGUGAUCUGCUUUAUCCAACAUCUAUCUUAGUGCAUGGUUGAGGAUGUCCUACAAUCUUAAUUUACUGUGUGGCAUUUGUGGGACUGUAACAGCAAUGUAUCCACCCUACCAAGCAGUAGCAAGCUGAGGUAGCAGCUGCAUGAGAAAAACUGUGAUGUACAUCUUCAUUUAAAGUCAUGACUGAAAUCUUUCUAGACCAAAAAUUAGUGUGUUUGUUAAUAAUCCUCAUAGUACAGUUAGAGUGUUCAAUCAGGUAUUUUUAGGGAAACAGACUUGGGAGCUGGCCUGUCUAAGGAGCCCUUUGUCUCUCAGUCACUGAUUGCGUGACAGGAACUCUGUUCCUUUGUGUGUACACUCACUCAGUGUGCUCUGUCAGGGUGCCACAUGAGCAGCUAGACCCAGGUGAUCUUUCUAAUCAUGCCCAGAAAAAUGAUCUACUGCUCUGCUCAGCUCUGCCUAUUUGAGAGUCCUACCUGUGCAUUAGUAGUUUGGUAGUAAUGAUGAAAUCUUGCUGAUAUACUAAGCCUUUUAACAUCAGUGUCAACUUUUUCAAGUUCUUUACAUUUUAGAUGAAAUUUUGACCAAAGUCUGUUACAGAUAUAAACCUGUUUUAUACCCUAGAAUUCGCUGGAACAAAUUAGGCAAAAGAUAGUGUUUAUGACCAUAAUCUUCCCCUCAUCUUAAUUAUCUUCACCCCUACACUCACCCCUACACUACUCCUAAAGGGCUCAAGGUACUAGAAAUACAGUAUUCCUUAAGGAGGCAAAAACAGGUUGGGAAAUUUAUCUAAAAUGUAGCUACUUAUCAUUAUUGGUAUUUCAUAAAUAAAUGUAUUUUUAAAUAUUUCUACAAAUGCUUGAGACUCUAGCCAAAUGAUAUUUCCCUUUGGUAGAUUGAAAUAGUUUCUCCUGGGCUACACACAUUGCUGCCCCUCCCAACACACACUUACAACCCUGAUACUUUUUUAGCGAAGGGAAAAUUCCAUCCAUGGUGCUUUCUGAGUGCUAGGGGAAAAGUGGGUGUUUGCUAAGUGCCAACUGUAGCUCACAUCUUGUUUUUAAAGGCCCAUGAAACAGAUCCUUCACACUGAUUUGAUGAGUCUGUGUGUCCUUGUGAAGAAAGAAUUCCCAUUAAACAGAGGGUGGAGAGAGAAUGCUUUCGGCAAACAUUCUAGUAACAGAAAUGAAUUCUUUCAAAAAUCCCACAGAUAGCUUGGGUUGUCAGAUCAGAUCAUCUAGAACCUUUUUAUUCACGUUUUUAUUUUGUACUUCCUGAUUUGUGUUUGUUUCAGGGUUUUAAAAGCAUUAUCCUCAGAGACUGAGAGGACUAAGAAUAGUAAGUGAGACUCAGAUUUCACCAUCUAUCUCCUAUCUGCAGCUGUUAUUGGUGGAGUUUCAACCAGUCAUUACUAGCUAAACUGAGACUGGGGGGUUACCUGUGUAUUUCAUUCAUCUGUGUUUGUAAUUUCAUUGUGGACAAUUGAGAGUUGGCUGUAACUAUUGCUUAAUGGAUAUAUUUUUAUAUUAAUGUUAUUUGGGGCCAAGGAUCACUUAAAGUUCAUGAGUGCUAUUCUUAUAGACACAAAUGGUACAUGAGCCACAUAGACACCUGGCCUUUCAGGGACGUGAGCAUGACUUACAUCUGACUAGUGAUUCCAUAUUCCUCCUUGUCAAAGUGAAGUUUGGGGAUGUUUGCUGUGUCAAUAUGACGAUUCUCAUGCAUUGUCUCAUCAUCCAUAGGCAGUGUGCUGAAUGAAGACUGUCCUGUAAUUCCUGUGAUAUAUUGUUAAUGUCAGAUGUGAUGUGAUACAGUUGGACUGUCCAAAUGUACAACUAUUUAAUGGUGUUUGUAGAACUGAAAUGUCUUAAAUGUUGCAUGAAAUAUGUUCUAAAAAUAGAUUUGUUUUCUAUUUUUCAACACCUCAGAAUUGAGGGUUCAUGGGCCAAUAAGUGCAAUAUUUAAUGACUUACUCAGUGUAUAUAAACUAGUGUGCAAAAGUGAAUUCUAAUGAAUGUGUGAGAUGCUUUGAUGGCUGUAUGCUUAUUCAAAUGAUUUCUUGUAGCAGUAUUUGUCUAGUGGUGCAAUUUAUACAGUAAAUAUCUUAUUGGUGUCAUGUGAAACUCCUCUGUGCCUACUUCAAAGUACUUCUUUUCCUAUAAGACCAAAUGUUUAGUAUCUGCAAAUACAUGUCAAUUUUACCUUUUGGAACUGUGGAUUUUAUUUUCAAAACAGAAUAAUUUUGAGUUUAUUUUAUAAAAGCAUUCCUUUGAUAAUCCAGAAUUCUUCUUAAGCCUCUUGUAAGAGUGUAUUAAGCAACUAAUUUAGAUACUAUGGGGAAAUAUGUGCAUAAAGAAGUGACUAUUUCUCUUUUCAGAAAGGUUGAUCACCUGUCAUGUCUACUAAGAAUUUUCACUCUUGAAUUUGUAUGUAUGUUUUAUUGUUACUCAACAUUUUACUUUGUUUACAACUUGGAUACUGUCAACUCUGGGAACUCUUAACACACCACUGUCUUUUUAGAUUAUAGCUGAUGUUAUAUUCACUUUCAAUUCUCAGUUGUCCACAUUGGUGAUAUAGGAGAAAUGCCAGUAUCCUUAUAUCACUUUGGUAUGUCUUCAUGAACUCAUAUAUUAAUCCUCAUACCCCCUUGGUUAAUCCCAAAUUUGGUGGCCUGAAACUUCACAGAGACAUAAAAUUAAGAAAUUAAGCUCAGUUGCUGGAUUACUAAAAGCUACAAAUAUUUAUGUAUAUGAAUGUUAAUUUAGAUCAACAACUUUAAACUCUUAGUUGCCAUUUCAAUUUUUAAGGUAAUGCCUCUUUUUAAUAUUGUACUUUUUUUUCUCAUUUAGUUAGCUGGGUAAACCAUGAUAUCCUUAGGAAUAAAAAUAAGUUACAACUUACUCAUUAAACAAUAAUGGAGUACAGUUGGUUCUAGAUGGUCAUGUCUGUCCAUACAUGUUAAAAAGGCUUCUGUUCUCCCUAUAUCACUUGACUAGGAACUGACAGGUGAGGAUGUGUCAGUCACAUUAAAUGGCUUUGGACUAUGUGGUCAAUAUGUGGACUGAACUUAACUGUGAUUGAAAGUUGCAUUUAGCUCUCAAAACCCACUAAAAAAAAAAAUCAAAUAAACAUGGGCAAAACAGGGAAACCAAUGUUGUCUUUGUGCCAAAUUUUAAAAAUAAAGAGAAAAAAGAAAAGUGUUUUAGCCAACAAUAGAAUGAAAAUUUAAAGGUGUGGUUUAAAGUGUCAUUUGUUGUCACGUGUUAUUAAAUGCCACAUACUCAGUACUGUAGGAAUCAACCAUGGAAGAGGUAUGGCUCCUGUCCCUAAUGAGAAUGAGGAGAAAAAAGUGCAAGAUAUAAUCUAAGUGCUCAGUUAUGUCAAGAGCACAGAGAAUGGGGACCUUAAGGAACUGGAAGAGUCAAGAGUAGCUUCAUGGAGGAGGUCAGAUAUGAUCCCAGAAAAAGAAAUUAAAUAGUGAGGAGAUUGUGCCAGGCUACUGAGUGGCAAAGACCAUAGUAUAGUCCCUUUGAACGGAAGUGUGGCAGAGCUGGCAGCUAUAGAUGAUUGUUUUCUUCAAAGUGACCCUUUGAAAAACCUCAAGUGACCCCAGUUUAGCUCCUUGUCUUUCUGUCUCCAUGAGGAAGACAAAAAUGUCCUUUCCCAUAUUCCUCUGUCCGGAACAGCCUCACGCUCAGCCACAAAAUCCAAGUUGCUUUAAAGCCACAUUAGAAUCAUUAAUUUAGACAUUUGCCAAAGCCCAGAACCAUGAGACAUUGUUUAACCUAAUGUCACCCAGGCAGAUGUGACCCAGAGAUUUUUCUGUAGCUCCAUGUUUCCUGUAAAAGGAAUUGAGAAAUGCACAGAUUAAAAACCCUCCUUUGUACACGGGCACUUUUGGCUCCUUCGCAGUGACUGCACUGUGGAACUCUUCUUGAGAAAAUAGUGACAACAGCUUAACGCUUUCGUAUAGUGAUCGUGAUGUUUAGUUGAAAACUACUGCUGCAUAGCAAAUAUUGUGACUUCAUGUGUCCACAGGAGCGCUUGUCUGGGUUUAAAGCUAUAAAGUGUAUUCACAUUGUGAAGUUUUAAUUAUCUUUAUUGAAAUUAAUUGUGUAAAAAAUGGUAUGUGCUCUAUUAGGUAUUCAGUUUGUAUGUGAAUUCUGUGUGGAAAGUGGUUUUUGUUCUUUGAGUUUAUCUUGUUUUAUUUUUUGAAAACUACAAUAAAUAUCUAAGAGACUAUAUUCCUGCA